Drosophila innubila is the source of this 1016-nucleotide messenger RNA. RefSeq lists its product as uncharacterized. The record is from RefSeq and is a predicted model, not a curated record. The coding region runs from base 5 to 958 and encodes 317 amino acids. Lineage: Eukaryota; Metazoa; Arthropoda; Insecta; Diptera; Drosophilidae. The transcript has 4 exons.
UAAAAUGGAACCGUCAAUUUGCAGUCACCAUGCCAUACGACCACAGGGCUUUGAUGUCGAACAACUGCGUCAGAUACUUGGUCAAUCGUGUCUGAAGGAUAAAACGGAGUUUAUACAGGUUGCCGAUAAUGUGCUGGAGUUUAUAGAGGGACUUGGCCAAUUGAUGGCACACGAAGAGAUCGAAUUUGGUUCCGAGCCGUUGGCAGCACUACACGUGGUCGGAAUGAUGGUCUAUAUGCUGCAUCACGAGGAUUUGGCCAGUACGCAGGUGCAACGCACCAUUUUCAUGCAACGCUGCUUCGAUUAUAUGGCCUGCACCGAGGAGACGCACGUGCAUGAUUUGUGCGCACAGAUCCUGUGUCUGUUGGACAUCAAUGAUGCGGACAUUAUGCUCAAUUUGAUUGUUUGCUGCCGGAGUGCGAGUCCGUUGAAUACGAUGGCUCAAGUCGUUAGCAGCUGUUUGCUCUGGGCCAUGUUGGAUAAACUGACCGAUCUGGGCUUCAAUACGUAUCGUCUGCGCGCCUAUCCCGAAAUCAUGAUGGCCAUAGCAAUGGUUAAUCCCUUGGAUUAUUUACAAAAUUAUCUGCAUUCACUAAAUUUGAUUGUACGUGUAAUUGGAGCACUGUUAAUUGCCGGACCGUACGGUUCAACGGAGAAGUUACGCACCGAAGUGGGCGUACCACAGGAAAUUCUCGUAUUUCCGAACGAUGAUGCCGCCGUGCUUUUCCGUUGGCUCAACACGAUCGUCGAUGAAUUGCGUGGUGAAAUUCAGGUGCGCGAUGCUCACGUUCAGGAACGCAUGGUGAUUUUGGAAAUUUCGUGUGAACUGAUGAAACUGGUGCAUGGUAAUCUCACGGAGUUCUAUCAGCAUCUCUAUAAAUUCACAGACUACGAUGAUGAUGGCUUUAUCUCCGAUCAUCAGUGUGACAACGACGAAGAUUUCGAAUGGUUGUUGUAAAUUUUUUUUCACCUUUUUGUUUUUGCCUAAUAAACUAAAUAAACUACUUGUACCAUUA